CUAUGGACAGGCUCUCCCUCUCCAUACCUGAGCUGUGGUGUCAAAUGCACCGGUCUGCAGGUGUUGAAAGGUGCGUGUCUGCGGAAAUGUCGUGACUGGAGAACUCUCCGAUUUUAUAUGGAUUUCAGAUGAACUCCAAUCAAAACAUUUAAAGUGAAUUAGCCUGGCAGGAUGACAGAUUGUACCAGACUGAAGAGGUUGCUCGGCUGGGUCUUGCUCCUUCUGAUUUCUGCAGUCUUUGAAUGUUCCAGUAAUUCUCCUCCUGGGAAACCUGUUUUUAAGGAUUGCCAUUCCCCUGAUAAAGAGACGUUUACCUGCUGGUGGGAGCCAGACCCUGACGAUGGAGAAGACACCACAUACCGCCUCUUCUAUGAGAAAGACCAAGAAGAGAGUCGUGAGUGUCCAGACUAUCACACAGCGGGGAAGAACUCCUGCUUCUUUGACAGAAACCACACCUCCAUUUGGGUGGACUACUUUCUCACUGUAGUGGCCUUCAAUGCCUUUGGAAAUGCUUCAUCUGAUAUAUUUAAGCUGGAUGUGGUGGAUAUUGUAAAGGGCAAUCCACCGGAAAAUGUCACUGUACGAUUGGAGUUUGAUCAAGAUAGUCCUACGAUUCAUGUCUACUGGAAUCCUUACGUUAUUCGCAGUAAUUAUGGCUGGCUCACGACGAAAUAUCAACUCAGGUUCAAAGAGGAGGACGGUAACUGGACAAUGCAGAAUGCAGGUUUACUGUCACAAUUCAGAUUAUAUAACGCCUCUCCAGGAAAGCAAUACACAGUCCAGGUACGCUGUUCAAUAGAUAACGGCAAAUGGAGUGAAUGGAGCAGCAGCGCGUUCAUUCAGAUCCCUAAGUCUGAACCUAAACAACAGCGUUUCUGGAUUCCGGUCGCCUUCUUCUCGGCCAUACCGUUCUUCGCAGCAGUUUGCAUUUUGUACAUCAAGUGGAAAUUUAUCAAACAGUGGCUUCUCCCUCCUGUUCCUGGACCCAAGAUAAAAGGAGUCGAUGUGCAUCUGCUCAAGAGUGGCCGGUCUGAAGAGGUCACCAGUGCUCUGCUCAUAAACCAGGUCUUUCCGUCCGUGACACCCUGGAAAAACCAAGUGGAGGAAUACCUGGUUGUGCGCGAUGACAACCUGCUGAUUUUUGAUGGCCUAGGCACAAAUGGGGUGAUCAUUUCAAGUAAGUUUCACUCUGAAGCGAACAUCAAUGAAGAAUCAAAUGUGGAAAAUAAUGUGGACCACAAAGAGGAAGCACAGAUACUAGACUAUUUUGUGGAAAUCAACGAGCCUGGAUUUGUGGAUGAAUUGAACUUUGUCAACGCAAUGGAAACAGAAAAGGUUCAGUCAAUCAAUGAUCUGAAGGUGGUGCCAUUGGAAAACAGCAGCUAUGUGGAUAUUCCCAAAAAGGACGUCACGGUGCAGGACAUGAGACCUGGAGACUACAGCACAGUGCAAGACAUAAGAGGAGAGUGCAUCAUACUGGAGAAACAAAGUAACACGUCAGACAGUAAAAACACAGACAUGAAUAGACACGAGGAGGAGAGGCUGCCCGACGACUACACCAAGGUCAAAGAGGUCAAAGGUGACCAUAUAGUGCUGCUGCAGGAUCCCUCCUGUGGAAAUAAUGGACAAUACACAGACUGUGGCAACCACAAGUCUCCACAUCCGAUGAUGGAGAAGGGGGGAGUGUACGCAGACUUCCUCCAUAAUGGAUAUGUUGACAAUAUCUCUACAACCCCCGUAAUGUAAAAUGUGACAAAACAAU
Periophthalmus magnuspinnatus is the source of this 1762-nucleotide messenger RNA. RefSeq names its product prolactin receptor b (gene prlrb). Gene Ontology annotation, biological process: cytokine-mediated signaling pathway. Gene Ontology annotation, molecular function: protein binding; cytokine receptor activity. Gene Ontology annotation, cellular component: external side of plasma membrane. Lineage: Eukaryota; Metazoa; Chordata; Actinopteri; Gobiiformes; Gobiidae. The transcript is spliced from 9 exons. The coding region runs from base 172 to 1746 and encodes 524 amino acids. The record is from RefSeq and is a predicted model, not a curated record.